This is a messenger RNA of Xiphias gladius (swordfish), 5814 nucleotides long. Its product is annotated as exportin-5. NCBI's taxonomy places the organism in Eukaryota, Metazoa, Chordata, Actinopteri, Istiophoriformes, Xiphiidae. Gene Ontology annotation, biological process: RNA export from nucleus; protein export from nucleus. The record is from RefSeq and is a predicted model, not a curated record. Gene Ontology annotation, molecular function: RNA binding; small GTPase binding; nuclear export signal receptor activity. Gene Ontology annotation, cellular component: cytoplasm; nucleus; RNA nuclear export complex. The transcript is spliced from 33 exons. The coding region runs from base 150 to 3824 and encodes 1224 amino acids.
CGGCGAGCGACAGGAUCCCUCACGCAGACAGCACAUUUUGUGCACCUUGGUACCUCCCUGAGCGUACGCAGCUCGCUGCUGUGCUUGUGUUUUUGCAUAAAGGAGCGCCUCGCUUUCGUCUUAAUAGUGUGCCGACGCUACCUGAAGUCAUGGCUGACCAGGUGGCUACCAUAUGUGAUCAGCUCAUCAAGGCUGUGAAUGUGAUGAUGGAUGCAGAAACAAGCCAAAUUUACCGACUGGAGGCCCUAAAGUUUUGUGAAGAGUUUAAAGAGACAAACUUCUUCUGUGUCCCAUGUGGCUUACAAUUAGCCGACAAAGCCCAACCAGCUGUCGUGAGACACUUUGGUUUACAAAUCCUGGAGCAUGUCAUCAAGUUCCGAUGGAACAACAUGCAACAACAAGAGAAAGUCCAUUUGAAGGAGUGUGCCAUGCAGCUGUUAUCAAAUUCUUAUCAGGGUACUCAUUCUAUCCUGGAGGAGGAGAGCCAUAUCAAAGACGUGCUGGCACGAAUCACAGUGGAAAUGAUAAAGAGAGAAUGGCCUCAACAUUGGCCAGAUAUGCUGAAAGAGAUGGAGGCUCUCACCAGCCAAGGGGAAGCACAGACAGAGCUGGUGAUGUUGAUCCUGUUGAGGCUGGCAGAGGAUGUCAUCACCUUCCAGACUUUGCCAACGCAGCGACGCAGAGACAUCCAGCAGACACUUACCCAGAACAUGGAAAGCAUCUUCAGUUUCAUGAUGGCAAUUUUGCAACUUAAUGUGGAGGACUACCGUAAACUGAAAGGGUUACCUGAACAUGAACUACAGGCCAGAGCUCACUGUCGAGUCGCUGUGGCUACGCUGAAUACUCUUGCAGGCUACAUAGACUGGGUGUCUCUGGUGCACAUCACCUCCGGGAACUGCCAUCUACUGGAGAUAUUGUGUCUGCUGCUGAGUGAGCCGGAGCUGCAACUGGAGGCAGCAGAGUGUCUGCUCAUCGCCAUCAGCCGGAAGGGCAAGCUGGAGGAUAGGAAGCCAUUCAUGCUGCUGUUUGAUGAUGUGGCCAUCCACUACAUCCUUUCUGCAGCCCAGUCAGCAGAUGGACUGGCAAUAUGUAAGAAAUCCUCUGAAUUGCAAGCAGUGGGGGUGGUGGAGCGGCGUUACAUCUUCCUAAAGAGGCUGUGUCAGGUCCUGUGUGCUCUGGGAGGCCAGCUUUGCUCAUUAGUGGGUUCAGAUGUAGAGGUUGAAGUACCUGCAAAUCUCAGCAAGUACAUGGAAGCCUUUUUAGCCUUCACUACACAUUCCAGUCAGUUUUUGAAGUCGUCCACUCUGGCUACUUGGGGAGCUUUGUUCAGACAUGAGACUCUGUCAAAGGAUGCGGUUGUUGUGGAAAUGGCUAUCAAAUACCUCAGAGCAUCUAUGACCAACCUAGUCAAGACGGGGUUUCCAUCUAGAGACGACAACCCAAGUUGUCAGUACUCCCGUGUGGACUUUGACAGCGACGAGGACUUCAACUCGUUCUUUAAUUCCUUUCGAGCGCAGCAGGGAGAGGUGGUGAGGAGUGCGUGUCGCAUUGUUCCUCUGGAGGCCUUUCAGAUAGCAGCAGAAUGGUUACAGUAUCAGAUUGCCAGCCCUAUUGACAUUGGGGAUACCACAUCUAAGACUGCAGAGGGCCUGUGCUCCCUCCUGUCUCCAUCUGUGGUCCAGUGGGAUGCAAUGACUGUCUUCAUGGAGUGCAUGGUCGCACAAAUCUUUAAAAGUCUGGAAGAGGAGAAGUUGCCGAUAGAUGAGAGUAUGGAGCUGCUGCGGGCCGUGCUGAACUACGACACCAAAGACCCGCUCAUCUUGUCCUGUGUGCUCACCAACGUCUCUGCCCUCUUCCCGUUUGUCAUACACAGACCACACUUCCUGACGCAGGUCCUAUGCAAGCUGUUUAAAGCCAUCACAUUUGAGGUUGGUCAUGACAAUAAGGCACCUCGGACCAAAGCCGUAAAGAAUGUGAGGAGGCACGCCUGUUCUUCUAUCAUCAAAAUUUGCCGGGAUUACCCACAGUUCAUCUUGCCUUGUUUUGACAUGUUUUACAAUCACGUGAAAAAGCUGUUCUCGAGCGACGCCACACUGACUCACAUGGAGAAAUGUUCACUGAUGGAAGCUCUGGUGCUAAUCAGUAACCAGUUCAAAGACUUCGCAAAGCAGAAGGCUUUUCUAGACGAACUAAUGGCGUCAGUGGUUGCAGAAUGGACCUCAGAUGAGAUCAGGCAUGUGCUGUGGGACCCUGCUGUGUUCCUGUCCUUUGUUGGAGCUGAUCAGGUGGUCAAUGAGCAAAGUACAGAUACAGACACAACAGGCCUUAAUAGGGGCCGGUUGAGUUUCUGUUUGUAUGCUAUGUUGGGGGUGGUGAAACGCGCACGUUGGCCUGCGGACCUGGAGGAAGCCAAAGCUGGUGGCUUUGUGGUUGGUUACACCCCUGCUGGAGCUCCCAUCUACAGAAACCCCUGCACUGCCCAGUUUCUGGUCUUGCUGCCCAACCUGUCGGCUCUUAUCAGGACUCACAACAGUCUGUUCAUGCCAGAGAAUAUGGCUCGUCUGAGUGAGACCUUUUCUAAGGCCCACGAGGUGAUGGAUGCAGAGAAAAAUGUAGUUCUUGGUCUCUCACAGCAUCUUCUGGAUAUUUAUGACUCUCCUGUGUAUAGAACCAACCUGGAGCGCAUGCAGGGAUUUUUCACCACAUUGUAUUACAACUGCUUCCAUGUCCUGGGAAAUGCAGGUCUGUCCCUGCAGCAGGAAUUCUACACCAUUGAGAGGCUGGCUGAAGAAAUAGCUGGCUCUGCUUUCGUCUCCCUCGAACAUGUGCCUGACCACAGACUACGCCCUAUGAUUCGGGUGUUUUUGAGACAGUUGGUGCUGUCAUGUCCUCAGGAGUACUACAACAGUCUACUCUGCCCCCUGCUGGGCCCUCUGUUCGCCCACAUGCAGCAGAGACUCAACAUCAAGUGGCAGGUCAUCAACCAGAGGACCUCUAUUAAUGGUGAGGAUGAGGAGGAGGUGGUGGUGUGUCAGGAGAGCCAGGUGACUCAGGAGAUGUUGGAGGAGCAGCUGGUACGCCUUCUCACCAGGGAGGUGCUGGAGCUUCUCACUGUGAGCUGUAUUUCCAGAAAAGUGCCUGAACCAGCAGCAAAUAAGGAGGAAAUAGAUGAGGAAGAUGUGAUGAUGGAUUCAGUGCAAACGGCGUCUACCGCCCAACCCACAGAGGAGCUGACUGAGCUGGGAAAAUGCCUGAUGAAACACGAGAGCAUCUACAUGUCCCUAUUGACCCUCUCCUUCACCUCGCUCUCGUGGAAGGACACCACUAACUGUCACCGCACUGCUUCCAUGGUCUGUUGGACCCUUCUGCGGCAGGUCGUAGGGGGUAAUCUUCUUCCUGAGGCGGUCACGUGGUUCUAUACCAGUGUUCUUAGGGGCCUUCAGGUUCAUGGGCAGCACGAAGUUUGCAACUCUACCCUCUCUCAGCUGGCCAUGCUUAUCUACGAAAACCUGCGGCCUCGCUACACAGAGCUGAGAGCGGUAAUGACUCAGAUCCCAAACAUCAGUGUGGAUGCUCUGGACCAGUAUGAUCACAGGCUCAUGGACCCCAAUGCCCAGAAGGUUGGAGACAAAAAGAGGAAGGACCAGUUCAAGAAGCUCAUUGCAGGAACUGUUGGGAAAGCUCUGUGCCAGCAGUUCAGGAAAGAGGUUCAUAUCCGGAAUCUUCCAUCGCUCUUUAAAAAGCCGAAGCCAGACAAGGAUGUACAGAACAGUGAAGCAGUGGGCCUGGCAGCUCUGUUCUCCCCCGAGAAUAGUACCCUGUAGGAACACGUAGUGGUUCUAAUGGGCACAUCAUACUGACUGAAGACGAAGUUGUGUGUACAAACCAGGGUUUCCCUCACCAUCCUUCAGCUCGGGCAGUGCGGCACUUCCCUAACAUAUCUGUCAACGCUCCUGUUGCUCAAUGGCUCAUCUUUUAUUUUCAACCUCACCGUUCCACAACACUCCUCAUUCUAAUAAGUAAAAUAUCUUUCCACUAGUCAAAUCUACAGGAGAGAUUCACAUAGAAGAUCCCUUUUAAAUCCCAUUGCAAACUUCUGCAUCAUUCCCUUGCGCAUACUUUAAAUUAAGUUGUAAGAAAUAUUUCAGAUUUAAAGAAUUGUCUUUGUCUGUCAAAUUUUGUUAAGGGACGAUCUAGGAAUAAUCAUUAAUAUUUGCUCUACAGCAGAAGCUCUGCUAAGCCACAAACAUACCUCAAAUAGGUCCAUUCUGCAUUCUGUCAUUUUACUUUGGACCUUUUUUUUAUUUUAAGGGGCAAUAUUUUCCCAUUGCCCUGCGUCAUGCAUACUAAGAAUAUCAUAGAUCUAUAGAACUAGGGAAUCAAACUGAGAGUCCAGCUGCAGUUUGAUAUUCAAACUAGAAACUGGCAUCGACUGAUAUCCAGAAAAGCAAAGCCAGUAUAGCCAGUAGCUGCAGGAGUGGCCCGUUAGGAAGGAAUGUGUGUGUGUUGUGUGGCUUGUGAGAGGUGGAGACCUUUUGUACUUUAAAAAAAAAAAAACUCAAUUUCAGAGGUUAGUGUUGGCAGAUAUGUUGUGUGACCAUGCUGCUGCUGUCAAGCCGCGGGUCAAAAAGAAAGGAGGAAAUAUCAAGGACAAACCCUGGUACACAUUUCUCUAUUUACCGUAGUUUCCUUUGACUGGACGAGCUUGAAUGCAGUUUCUGUUUCUGAAGCAUGUGCUAAUGGUACCUCAGGUGCGACGCUCCCUAUGAUGGGGUGAAGAUACUUUAUGGAAACAAACCGUAAGAGGGAAAAAAAAAAAGCAGCUGGUUUGUGUUUUCAUGGUUAUUGUAGAUUUAAAUAUGAACAAAAGUUUUCUAUUUUGCAGAUAUUACACAGUAGUUGGAUAAGACAAUGAUGGUUUGGAAUUUUGCCAGUUCUUCAUAUCAGCACAACUUAAACGGCCCAAGCACUGUUUCAAAUUGCUUAUUUAGUGCAGCGCACAUAUCAUACUACAAAUAAUACAGCUACAUUUUGUGCCAAACCACUCAAGGUAGAAAAAUGUAUACAGACAAUUGUGUCUAAGAAGCAAAACCUAACAACAUAUACAUUUGAUAAAAUUGUUUAAGGUUGGACUAAAAAAAAACUAACGUGUAGCAUAAUCCAAGUGUUUCUGUUGUUUUCCAAAUGUUGAGUUGGUGAUGAUGUUCUGUUUUUCCCGUGUUGUUUUUUUGUGUUUGUACUGGUAUUUCCAGCCAUGAAAAGAAAGAUGAACCAGCAUUACAUUCCUUCAUUGUCCAAGGGAAUUUUUUUUAAGAAUAAUUUGUUGGAUGUAUUUUGCUCUUAUGGAGCUGAUAUGGUAGAGAGUGAUUAGUUUUUUUUAAACUACUGUAUGUGUUAUAUUCAGAUGUAUAUUAAGACCAAAAUAAAUGGGAGUUAUCUUGGCUUGGAGUGAGCCCCCUUUAAAUGCACAUAAAUGGGUCUGCAUUUCAGAUGCUGGUUUGCUGAAAACACCUUCACAUCAUACUCACCAAGGAAUAGGAACAUUUAUGAAAUUUGAUUUUCCAGUGAAUUGAUUGCCCUGUCUUUGUGAUGAUUGUUUGUUCACAUGUGGCCAUUUUUAAAAAUGCUUGUUCAACACUAAAAUGUUCUGUACAAAAAGAAAAUAGGCUUUUUAAAAGUGUAGUGUGGUUUAUAUUUUGUUGUUUUUAAAUAAAAUAAUUUCAAUUUGUCUAAAAUUCAUCCUUUGAUACUCUAUUUAGAAGAAAGAGAAAAGUAGUUUAAGUUUACAAAAACAUUUAAUUGCUAUAUGUGGAC